CCUCACUGUGGGACAUCUGGGGGGCACUCCCAGAGGGGCUCAGUGUCUGCCCUGUUGCUGAGCACAGUCUUUAUCAUUUCAUUGUGCCUGUUCUGAAAACACACCCCAGGGUGAAAUAACAGUCCCAUUUUCUCCCUUUUUUUUAGCGUUGAGCAGCUCUCCAGUGAGGUCACACACUCCAGCUCACCUGAGGGUGUCCUGAUCCGUGAGGAGAGAGGAGCAGGAAGAAUGGGGGAAGAAAGAGCCCAGGGAUCUGGAUCUUUGGCCCUGGCUGAUGAACUCAACAUAAAGCCACCAUGUGAAGGGAAGAGGGACUCAGACAAAGAAUCAAUGUUAAAUGGCACCAAACCCGCUGCUGCUGCUGGGCAGUUUAACCUCGAGGCUGCGAUUAAAAGCGUUGGCAAAAUGUCCAGCGAGUUGAAGAAGCUGAAUGUGGAAAGCCAGCUCCUGCUUUGUGACCUUAUUCUGAAUUUCAACCAUCCUAUAAAGGCCAAAGGCUUAAGAGAAGCUGAAGAAAAGACGUGGAGUUUGACAGAUUAAACAUCCAUUUUCUUGUGUUGUCUUCUGUUCAUACUGCUGAAGUUUCUUUUUUUUUCUUUUUCUCUUUCUUUUU
Molecule: messenger RNA, 613 nt
Organism: Pseudopipra pipra
Lineage: Eukaryota; Metazoa; Chordata; Aves; Passeriformes; Pipridae
Gene: C15H5orf58
Product: chromosome 15 C5orf58 homolog
Exons: 4
Coding region: 229-540 (103 amino acids)
Source: RefSeq, a predicted model, not a curated record